Oncorhynchus tshawytscha (Chinook salmon) is the source of this 1752-nucleotide messenger RNA. Its product is annotated as protein TEX261. Gene Ontology annotation, molecular function: COPII receptor activity. Gene Ontology annotation, cellular component: Golgi membrane; endoplasmic reticulum membrane; COPII-coated ER to Golgi transport vesicle. The transcript has 6 exons. The coding region runs from base 125 to 715 and encodes 196 amino acids. Lineage: Eukaryota; Metazoa; Chordata; Actinopteri; Salmoniformes; Salmonidae. The record is from RefSeq and is a predicted model, not a curated record. Gene Ontology annotation, biological process: endoplasmic reticulum to Golgi vesicle-mediated transport.
CGCACACUGGAUCCUUGAGGGGAGGAACUGACCAUCCAUCAGUUAGCUAAAUUAUUUCCAAGCGUAGAACUCACUGUCACUUUUGUUUUUUCAUAUGUAUGUGUUUUAUUUUACAUGAAACGAGAUGUGGUUUAUUUAUUUACUAAGUUGGCUGUCGUUGGUGAUACAAAUAUCUUUCGUCACAUUAGCAAUUGCUGCUGGCCUGUAUUAUUUGGCAGAACUAAUAGAAGAAUACACAGUUGCCACUAGUCGAAUAAUAAAGUACAUGAUACUGUUCUCCACAGGCGUGCUGUCGGGGCUGUACCUGUUUGAAGGCUUCCCAUGGCUGAUGAUGGGCUGUGGUCUCUUCACCAACCUGGUGUACUUUGGCCUCCUGCAGACCUUCCCUUACAUACUGCUGAGCUCACCUAACUUCAUCCUCUCCUGUGUAUUGGUGGUGCUGAACCACUACAUGGCCUUCCAGUACUUUGCAGCAGAGUAUUACCCCUUCUCAGAGGUCCUUGCGUACUUCACCAUCUGUCUGUGGAUUAUCCCCUUCUCGUUCUUCGUGUCACUCUCUGCUGGGGAGAACGUGCUUCCAUCCACCAUGCAGCAAGGAGAUGACGUGGUCUCAAAUUACUUCACCAAGGGCAAGAGGGGCAAGCGGUCCGGAAUCCUGCUCAUCUUCUCAUUCCUCAAGGAGGCGGUGUUGCCUAGUCGACAGAAGAUGUACUAAUGCUCUACCUGGGGGUUUGGGUGGGGGGUACGACGGUAGAUUUGGGAAGGGACUAAAGGAGAGGUGGCGGAGGAGGGAAGAAAAGGAGGAGGAGGAGGAAGGAGAGUGCAUCGUAGCAGAGCAGAUGAGAGCUCCCACUAUUACUACGGACUAGCAGCAGUGCGUUUUACAGGACUGGUACAUCUCUCUUACUCUCUCUGUGUCCGAUAUAUAUAUAUAUAUAUAUUAGUACACUAUAUAGGGUAUCCAUGUCGGUCUGUGAACAACUGAAGACUUCUCCCUCCCUCUCUGGCUCCUGUUUUCCAGCUACAGUAAAAGCCUCUGUAGGCUCUACUCCAACACUCUUCUGUUCUGUUUUAUAAAGGUUUGUUAAGGAAACUACGUGCUGGUGUGAGUCGUCUGGGCCGUAUUCAUUAGUGCAAAAUGGAAACGAGCGUUUCUUAUUGGACAAGUUCAUGUUGUUCCCUCUCUGUUUAUAGUCAGUUUUCUUCUGUUUGGUGCCUAAUGAAUAACAGCUAAGUGGAGAAGUCAGGUUGGAAGGGAGAAUGAGAACAAGGUUGGCGUAAAACGAAGCCAGAUAGGAUCUCUUGAAUGAGUCCAAAUGGCACCCUAUUUCCUACAUGGGACUCAGGUCAAAAGUAGUGCACUAUGUAGGAAAUAGGGUACCAUUUGGGACGCAACCCUUAUCUUGUGUUGUGUGCUGGGCCGUUAACUCCCUGCAAGUAUGGGGUCGCCUAUAACCCAAUGUUUGUACGUGGACCCAUAGGAAUGCAUUUUUUUGUUUCUUCACUGUUCCCCAUUCAUUGACUUCAUCGUUAUAAAAUUACUUAUUCUCUUGAACUGUUUAAAAAGAAAAAAAGCUUAAAUAAUAUAAGUGAUUUUUUUGGGGGGGGGGAUAUCAAUUGAUAGAAAAAACUGAACAAACAAACAUUCCCACAAAUACUUGUGCAAUGAUUUCUGUAUGCCUGUUAUGGCUGAAUCUGGGUGUGUUUAGAGGAAGGAACUGAUAAUGUGAUUAUUAAAGAGGCAGUACAUGG